AACCUCAAAUUACUGUUUUCAUUUGUAUAUUUUCGGUUCCAAAGAAUUUAUUGUUAAUUCUGGCACCAAAAUGCAUCUAACAUUGAGACUUUUAGCGAAUAGACAUCCCUCGUUCAUCGCUCGGACGGUUUUCGUAAAGAACAACGACAUUGAAGAUGCUUGCCGAUUGGUGAACAGAAUUAUCGGUAAAGAAGGCAUCCUGGAGCAAUACAGACUCACCAGAUACUACGAGAAGCCUUUCCAGACAAGACGUCGUAUCAACCAUGAGAGAUGCAAAGCUAUUUAUAACGAGGACAUGGAGAGGAAGAUUCAAUUUGUUCUUCGCAAGAACCGUCAUGAGGCGUACCCUGGAUGCCACUAAAUAAUUAUUAAUACUACUAUCUUAGCUUAUAAUUUUGUAGUUUGUAAAUAGUUUACCAUAAUAAAUUAAACUCACAUGUAAAAA
Plutella xylostella (diamondback moth) is the source of this 445-nucleotide messenger RNA. It is a transcript of the gene mRpS21, whose product is annotated as mitochondrial ribosomal protein S21. Gene Ontology annotation, cellular component: ribosome. Gene Ontology annotation, molecular function: structural constituent of ribosome. Gene Ontology annotation, biological process: translation. The record is from RefSeq and is a predicted model, not a curated record. Lineage: Eukaryota; Metazoa; Arthropoda; Insecta; Lepidoptera; Plutellidae.